This is a messenger RNA of Gopherus flavomarginatus (Mexican gopher tortoise), 963 nucleotides long. RefSeq names its product olfactory receptor 52D1-like. Gene Ontology annotation, molecular function: olfactory receptor activity; G protein-coupled receptor activity. Lineage: Eukaryota; Metazoa; Chordata; Testudines; Testudinidae. Gene Ontology annotation, biological process: G protein-coupled receptor signaling pathway. Gene Ontology annotation, cellular component: membrane. The record is from RefSeq and is a predicted model, not a curated record. Bases 1 to 963 code for a protein of 320 amino acids. The transcript has a single exon.
AUGGAAGCUUUCAACCUUACCUAUUCUGACCCUUCAACAUUCACCCUAACAGGCUUCCCUGGCCUGGAAGCUGCUCAUGUCUGGAUUUCCAUCCCUUUCUCUACAUUCUACAUUAUCGGUCUGUUGGGAAAUUUCAUGCUUCUGUAUGUUGUAGGUAAGGAGCAGACCCUGCACAAGCCGAUGUACCUGCUGCUCUGCAUGCUGGCGCUCACAGACAUCGCCACACCUACCUUCGUCGUGCCAAAGGCGCUGGGCAUAUUUUGGUUCAAUUUGAAAGGCAUUACUAUGGCUGGCUGCCUCACCCAGAUGUUCUUCCUUCACAUGGUUUCUGUUAUGCACUCAGCCACCCUCGUGACAAUGGCCUUUGAUCGUUAUGUUGCCAUAUGUAACCCUCUGAGAUACCUCACCAUCCUCACCAACACACGAAUAGCUAAGCUCGGGCUUGUGGGUUUGAUAAGAGCUGUUCUCUUCAUUCUGCCUCUGCCCCUGCUCCUGAGCAGACAGCCAUUCUGUGCCAACCGCAUUAUCACCCACACGCAAUGCGAGCACAUAGCUGUGGCAAAGAUGGUAUGUGGGGACAUCACAGUCACCAGGAUAUAUGGCUUGGUGCUAAUGUUUGUAAUCAAUGGGUUUGACCUGACACUCAUUGCCCUGUCCUAUGGUCUGAUUAUCAAGGCCAUUCUCAGAAUCUCCUCUAAGAAUGCCCACCAAAAAGCCCUCAACACCUGCACAGCCCACAUCUGUGUGAUGCUGACAUAUUAUACCCCUAGCCUCUUCUCCAACCUGACACAUCCGUUCAGUCAAGGCAUUGCUCCCCACAUUCGCAUCAUCUUGGCCGACCUCUAUCUCCUCAUUCCUCCUAUGCUCAACCCUAUCAUUUAUGGAGUCAAAACUAAAGAGCUUCGUGACAAAGUAGGCAAAUACACCUGCUGCAGAGGUGAUCUCCUGGGGCCACUGACUUGA